Molecule: messenger RNA, 7964 nt
Organism: Sus scrofa (pig)
Lineage: Eukaryota; Metazoa; Chordata; Mammalia; Artiodactyla; Suidae
Source: RefSeq, a predicted model, not a curated record
GGCUCGGCUCAGAUUCAACGUUGCUGUGGCUGUGGCCUAGCCUGGCAGCUAUAGUUCUGCUUUGACCCCUAACCUGGGAACUUCAAUAUGCCGCAAGCGCAGCCCCUGAAAAAUAAACAAAUUGUUAAUGGCAAACUUAUGUUUGUGUGUGGAGGCAAGAGAUGGGGCUAGAAUUCAUCAAUACGAUGCCAUAUUUUACUUUUGCAGUAUAAACAUAUGGUUUUAUAUGCUUUAUUUCUUAUCAUUUUGAUGAGUCACUUUGCCAUUUAUGACUUAAUCAAGAAAUCUUUUGCAAAAUAUAAGUACCAUGGUGAAAGCAUAACAAAUCAUUGAUGUAUCAGUAUCAGUGAGUUUUUAGCAGUGAGUAUACUGGGUAGGUAAGGUGUUUCAGUGUGGAGGCAGGUGGGUUAAAUUACUUACACUGCACUUAUUUCCCUGGACCUAUUAAUUGUAAGUCCAUAAAACCUUUUCAUGGAAUAAUUAUUACAUAGCUCAUUUACUAGACAGAGACCAUAUGACUGCCUGUAGUUUGCCAUGAAGAGACAGACUCAGAAAGGAAAAAGGUCUCAGUCGAAAUAUGCCAGAUGAGAUCCUUGAAAGUAGGGCAUUUGAUUUCCUUGGUAUAAAUCCCAUGAGAAAACACAGGAAUAAUUUAGACCCAAUCAUGACACAGUAGAAGUAAUAUUUAUCUACUUUUCCAACUCCUUGUCUUAUCCGGUAUUGAAACUUAGAAACUGUAAGUUUCUAAACAUUUUGCAAAAUCCUAAUUUUAUUCUUCCAAACAAGGAUAGUGUCCCACAUUUGUACUCCCCAGGUAAAUUCAGUUGAGAUUUAUAUUGUAGAGCUUAUUGAGGUUGAGAUUCCUUAUGAAAGUAGAACAAUUUGGAAAUAGAAUGAAGGUUCCAGUUAUAACUUCACCACCACCCACCACCCCAAAUGCCUUGAGAUAGAGCCUAGCCAUUGUGGAUGGUGUCAGAAAUCUAGAACUACACUGAGGGUCACCUGAAAAAGUCAUCAUAGAACAGUUCCACCUUCUGUACAUGUGGUUUAGAAAUGUUAAAGAAGUAUGUUGAUUAUAUAAGUGCAAAGCUCUAAGGAAUUGAUAUAUAAAGGACUUUGAAUGGAACUUUUUCAAAAAAAAGAAUUAAAAAGAGUAGUUGACCCUGUUUUAGUGAGGGACAGAUAGUCUUUUGCUUUAAGAAUACUUUUGACUAUGAAUUUUUACAGGGUAUCACAGACAAAUGUUGUUUUAUAUCAAGGCUUGGUUUUUAGGUUUUAAAAAUUCAAGAUUUUAAAAUUUAAAGAAAAUCAUAGCAAGUAUUUGGGUGGCUGAGUGAUUGGAAGCAUCAAAGGCACACUUAAAAUAUUGGUGAUUUAGAAUAGAAGUGUUACCUAUUUUAAGCUUCUCUGGGGAAACAGCUUUCAGUAGCUGGCUCAAUAGAACCUUAAAAUUAUUGGGUUCAUAUUCCCCCUGUGGGAUGAUGUGUUGUCACUCUAACUGUCCACCUUCUUUCACACGGACAUUCUGCUUUCAUGCCUCACAGCAUCACAGCCAAGGAGGCUGUUGGACAGACAUUGUUCCAAGUUAGACAACCUUGUAGAAUGUUGCCACUGACCAUAGGGUUGGUGUUCAUCCUUGGCACUUACAGUUUUUCUGGAGCUAGUUCUUAGACCAGCUUUGAAACAUGAGGAAUUUGGAGAAACUGGGUAGGUUGGUUUUUGAAUUUUUUUAAGAGCUGAAUGUGAUGGCAUUUGCAUCAUGUUGGCCCACUUCACUUUAGAACCCUGCCUCUGGUGAGCUUGCCUUUUAAGAUCUUUGCCUGCAGAUUCUGGACAUUUAUCUUUUCUUAUGUGGACAUGAUGUUAAAGGUGUAAGAUGUUGAUUUUUUUCCUGGGGAGUUACUCACUCUAGAUAAUCAAUUUCUUAAAGAAGUUGCAAGAAUUUCAUCAAACCGCCAGUUCACUGUUUUGGUUGCUAAAGAAAGAGUUCACCAGAUGAUGCUGUACUGUCAAAAAUGAGUGAAUGUAGUUUCCUUCAUCACAUGGAACAUGACUUGUGUUUGUAUUCUAGAUAUUAAGAUUAGAGCCACAUAUUCCAUUAUACUUUAUACAUUAAAGUAUUAGGAAGACCAUUUUUCUCCCAAGCACCCCAGGGCUCCUCCCCACUACAAGUCUGGGUUUCAAGACAUACUCAAGAAGUGUUCUUAGUUGAGGGGGAAACCUAUAGUUUUUUUAAAAUAAAAAUUGUAUAUAUUUAAGGUAUGUACCAUGAUGAUUGAAUAUACAUUUACAUAGUGAAAUGAUUACUAUAGUCAAGCUAAUUAAAAUAUUCAUCUCCCCUUAUAAUCAUUUGUGGUGAGAGCACCUGAAAUCUACUUUCUUAGCAGAUUUCCAGUACAUUUGACCCUUGAACAACAUAGGUUUGAACUGUGUGGGUCCACUUAUAUGCAGAUUCUUUUCAGUAAUAAAUACUACAGUACUACAUGAUCUGCAGUUGGUUACAUCCACGGAUAUACAGGACCUCACAUAAUGAGGGAGGACUGACUAUAAAUUGCAUUCAGAUUUUCCACUGCAUGGAGGGUCAGUGCCCCUAACCCUGGCCUUGUUCAAGGGUCAGUUGUAUGCAAUACGGUAUUAUUAACUCCAGUCAUCAUGAUGUAUAUUGGAUCCCUAGACUUAUCCAUCCUGUGUAACUGCAACUUUUUAAUUCCUUGAGAGGUUCUCUUAGAAGAUGGUAAAUAUCCUAUAGGUCCAAAGUCUUAAGUCCAGUGUCAAAGCUUUGCUGUGUUAAUGCUCUUCAAUGCACUUACUAUAGAAAAGUAUUUAGGAAAUAAACUCAUAGGAAAACUCCAAAUAAACAAAACAUAAUAUCCAUAUGUCUUAAGAAUAUAUCCUCUUUUCAAAUAAGACACAAUGUAUUACUUUUAAACUAAAAAUGCAUUUCCUUCAAAAGGAGUGCCAAAUACAUCCGUAAAGAUAGAGUCCUGGCUUAGCAGGCAAUUGAGGUUCUGUUAAGCUCCUGUCUUAGUUCUACAUUGUUGUUGAUGUCUAUUAAGAAUACACACACACACGCACACACAUAUACACCUUUUUUUGCCUAUCUUGUUAAAGCAAUGCUAAUCUUCAAAUCUUUUGUCUAGGCAGGAGAGCACUUGCAGAGGAACCAUUUUCCAACCCAUAACAUCACAACUGUUUAAGUAAAUAUUUCUACAGGUCCAUGUUCUCUUACCUGCGAUUCCUGAAAUCCAAGAAGCUCUGAAAAUCAGAAGGUUUUGUCAUUUAUAUUGAUGACAAAACCUGACCUGAACUGAUGUGAAGUUAAUGAGUCUUUAUUUAUCCCAUCUAGGAUGAAUGUACAUGUAUUUCACUACAGGAUUGUUAAUAUGUCUGAUUGUAGGCUGUUGCCCUAGACCCCACAGGAGGCAUUAUAUAAAUCACAGUGCACACAGAGUAUUAUCUUUCUAAAAUCUGAAAGCAUUUGAAUUCUGAAAUGCAUCUGGCACUAGGGGUUUUAGAUAAGGGAUUGAGGACCUAUAAUCAAAUAUUAUGGUUUCACUUUAUUACUAGGGAGCUGCAAGUAUAAUAAUAAUAGUUUUAGGCACACAAUUUCUCAUGAACUAUUUUCUAAGAUGAGAAAAGUACAGAGAAAGAGAGAAAAAGGACAUGGAGCAAUUUCAGGAUCAGAGGUUCCCAGUGCUAUUUCUCAUAAUCCUAGGGGCUUCAUGAAUCACAAAAUGAAUGGAAUUCAGGCAGUGAAAGGAACCACAAAGGUUUGGUGCAUGCUCCUAUGACGUGGGUAUAUGUACACCUACACACACACAUGCACACACACGUUUGUGUGUGUCCCCACUCAUGUAUGACUAUAACUGUCUUCAAGCAAAGGCAUCCAGCCAGUGUCCUGUAAGGGGUCUCUUCCACACACAGGGACAUAAUGAGGGUACCCAGGGGAGUGCCAUGUUUAUUGUUGCUCCAAAAUGCUGUUUUAUGUAAAUGUGUGUUAUGGCAUAUUUCAUAUUUUUGCACAAAUGUUUUAGAUUGUAGAUACUGCUAAGCGUAUCUCUACCUGAGAGCUACUCAUAUUAUUAGAACUGAACACAGCAUUUAUAGAAGAUCCCCAAAUCAGGAAUUGCAUUUAUGGAUCCUGAUUUGCUCUGCCUUUAGAGUCUUAAUGAGAAACUAAAACCCUUUUAUAAAAAUCUAAAUACAACCUUAAAUGUGUGCUUUGUCAAUGCAGCCUGCUAGCAAUUGCGCCCAGUAUUUUUGUGAUGUUUUGAUAAAUGUUUUAUGUCCCUUUUGCUUUGUACUUUGCAUGUACAUGUCCAAACUCUAUAUUUUGUGAUCUCAAAUCAUUGCUGCUACUUUCUUGGAUUUAGCUACCUUGUGCCUUUUUAAGACUAUAUCAGCUGGCUUGUGCAUCUCAUGUUUUAGUAAUAAAAGAGGAAGUGUGGUCAAAGGUAAAGGUUUAAAUUUGGGGGUGGCUAGGGUAGGGAUGUAUGAAUUUAAUAAGCUAUAGAUUUUGUUAAAAAUAAUAAGCAGUAAUGACCAUGGGGUUAAAAGUAUUCUCUACUUGUAUGUCCAUUUUCUUGUUACACAGAAUAUGUUUAAAUUUUUAUUGUUAAAGAAUUUGCCUUGGAGUAAAAUAGGUAGUAUUUUGCCAUGGUGCUAGCAUAGCCCUGCACAUUUUUACUGUCAUUUUUAUUUUAAUUUAGCAAUAGACACUCAGGGGUUAAUAGAAAUUUAACUUGCUCUUUAUUGGACAUCUGUGUCAAAUAUAUGGAAUUUUGGGGGUUACAGUUAUAAUAGACUCUAGUGAUUUCAUUUGUCUAUAGAAAAGUCCCAGGGACCUAUGCAGCUAUUUUGGUUUUUGCAGCUUUUAUGAUAAGUCCUUAUAAUAUAGACUACUGAUUUCUUCUCUGUAUUCUGCUCAUUGUUGAAAAGCCAGAGCUAUUUUUAACAUUUACACAGUUUCAAUAGACGAUUCUUCAUUCCACAAGGUUUGGUGCUAAAUCUGUGGAGCUUUUCAUAAUCAUAUCCUUUUUGUGGUUUGCUUGAAUUUGAUCACAGUGGCUGAUUUCAUGCAUUGAUAAUGAAGGCUUAGGUUGCCUGUUUCUCGGCAUAAAUCCACCUCAGACUUGUAGGUUGACAGUGCUUCUGGUUUCAGCACGCAUGGAGAUAUAGAAUUGAAAUUGCUCUGCUUUCUUUACAAAUGACUCAGAGUGUGCUUGUCCUUCCCUAAAAUGUUGCCAGCGUGUAAAGGAUUUUCAAUGAGCAGUGCAAUAAGCCAGCAUCUGGGAAGGUUUGGAGCUGCACUGAUAUAGCGUGGUACUGUCACACAGAUAAUCGGGGCUGGAGCCAAGUCCCCGUAGCCCCGUGCGUUACACUGGUCACAUCCUGGAAGUUUUGUUUAUCCAACUUGGUUGCUCUCAAAGCUGGUGAAAGCCCUGCCAGAAUGUGGAGUGGACUUCCUAGCAGAGGUAGUACAUGCCACACUACUUCCCUUCCUGCUCUUGUGCGCACACCUACCCUGAUGAUGCAGCCUUCGCUGGAUAUCAAACCAUUUAUGUCUUUUCCAGUGGACAGUAGUUCUGCUGUUGGGCUCUUUCCAAAUUUUAACACUAAAAGAAGAGGCUUAUUUGGGACCAAUAAAUUCUGCCAGAUGGAUCCUGUGCAAAAAGCAGUUAUUAACCACACAUUUGGAGUGUCCAUUCCCCCAAAGAAGAAACAAGUUAUUUCUUGUAAUGUCUGUCAGCUUCGCUUUAACUCGGAUAGCCAGGCCGAGGCCCACUACAAAGGAAGUAAACAUGCCAAGAAGGUCAAAGCACUAGAGGCAACGAAAAAUAAACCCAAAAUGGUUUCUUCCAAGGACAGCGCAAAGGCUAAUCCCAGCUGCUCCAUCACUCCAAUCACAGGCAACAACUCUGACAAAUCAGAAGAGAAAGGAAAGUUAAAAGUCAACAGUUCCAGUCAGGCGUCAAGCUCUGAAGGUGGCUCAUUUCUCCUCAAACCUGGCACAACACCCCUGGCACCUGGAGCAGCCACUUCUCCCUCCAAGAGCACAAAUGGAGCUCCUAGUACCAUUUCUGAAUCAGAAGAAGAAAAAGCCAAAAAAUUACUUUAUUGUUCACUAUGCAAAGUGGCUGUGAACUCCCUGUCACAGCUGGAGGCACACAACACAGGAUCUAAACACAAGACCAUGGUCGAAGCUCGCAACGGGGCUGGUCCAAUUAAGUCCUACCCUAGACCUGGAUCAAGAUUAAAGAUGCAGAAUGGCAGUAAGGGCUCAGGACUACAGAACAAGACAUUUCAUUGUGAAAUCUGUGAUGUUCACGUUAAUUCAGAAAUUCAACUCAAACAGCACAUUUCUAGCCGAAGGCAUAAGGAUCGAGUUGCAGGGAAACCAUUGAAGCCGAAAUACAGCCCUUACAACAAACUCCAGCGGAGCCCGAGCAUUUUAGCAGCAAAACUUGCAUUCCAGAAAGAUAUGAUGAAGCCUUUGGCCCCGGCCUUCCUGUCCUCGCCCCUGGCGGCAGCCGCGGCGGUGUCCUCUGCGCUGUCCUUGCCACCUCGGCCAUCGGCCUCGCUCUUCCAGGCCCCAGCCAUACCUCCGGCUCUGCUGAGGCCAGGCCACGGUCCCAUCCGCGCCACUCCCGCCUCCAUCCUCUUCGCUCCCUACUAGUGUCCGCAAGUCCCCAGUCGGUUGAGGCCAGUAGGAAAGUAGAGCAGGAAAGCCAAAAGGAUCCAGCAAUCUGAGCAUUUUGUGUUGCUGUGCCCCACCCAGCUGCCAAACGCAGCUUACCACCUGAGCCCCAACGCCAAAGAGUAAGUCACCAGAUUCAAGAGUGCGUUUAGGGGCCACCCCUGUCAUUUCAGGAUCUGAGCAGCACAAGCUUUAUCUCCCUCUUCCCUCCCGCUUCCCUACCCCAUCCAAUUUGUGUAUCUGAGGUAUUUGGUUUCUUGCAAAUGUAUUGGUCAGAAAAAUACAUAUAUAUACAUAGACAUAUAUAUCAUUCUCUGACUAUUUUUCCAUGGGUGUGAUCUGGCUCAGAAACAAUAUGGAAUAUUUUCCUGACAGACUUGAAAACUAGGGUCUUCCUCACACGUCUGUAAAUAAUCCUGGAAUCCAACUGGGCACAUUCUAGUGUGGAACAAAAUUAGAUGAACACAAGUGCAUACUUGUGGAUACCAUCUUACCAACGGAUCACAGCAUUUUCUCUUUGGUGUACUCUUGUUGACAGGGAUUGUGUACUGUUUAGACCCAAGUACUGUUGUAUCCUGUGUAGUACUAGAUCUGUAUCUCUUGUCUGAAUUAAACGUUUUUAGUUGCUGUGUAAAUGUUAGGAAGCAAAGUAGCUUUGAAUUUUCUCUUUAAGAGAACAAAAGAUAAAGUAAUGUAUUUUCUUUAUUUUACAUUUUAUUUGGUGAUAUUUAAACAAAAUAGAAAGCCAUAUAGCAUAGCUCUAAUUACUACCUGUCUGCUAUUUUUGUUUAACUUAUUUUGUAGCUUCCUCACCAGUUUUAGUUGCAAAGCAAAUGUAUACAAACAGAAAAAGAGCUUCCUGAAUUGCACUUUUUUUUUUUGCACCUCUUGCGCAUUCUGCAAGAAGACAAUGAACCAUGUAUUUCUACGUAAUGAUCUUCUUCAUUUUUAACCUGUUUUCAUUUGUAAUGAUGCUACAUAAUUUUGUGGCUCCCUAAUGCAAUAAUGUACAGAAGAUAAAAAAAUUUAUAAUUGAACAGUUUGUCUUUCUGUUCACUGAAGAUGUUGCAGGUCAUGCUUUCAUGCCCCCCUUUCUAAGCUGAUAUCAACAAGACUAGAAUGUUGUGAUAUCAGGGGCAAGAGGUAUCAUAAGACAGCAAAAUAGAGUGCACUCUUUUAGAGCAUCUAUAUCUGCAAUCUGUAAAUGGUAAAAUGUCUGUGUAUUUUUUUAAAUGUACCUUUUCAAUAAAAGUAUAAAAAAUAAAAA